AUUCCCUUAAUUUGGCGCCUGUAUACGAUUUAGCUUCAUCUGUUCAUCGGUACGUUGUGCUCUAGUUGGACUUAUUGGGAUCGGCACUAUUCUGUGUCGAAGAAAUGGUAGCUCCGAUUGAUAUUUAUAGCUUAGCUAGAAAUAAGGGCUUAAUAUGCCAUUUUUUCUACUGUUGUCAGAAAGUUGAUGCAUCAAAAUUUAAGACAUCACAUUGCCUUUCAAACUUAUUUGUUGAAUUUAAGGUAUUAUUAGACCUUUUACAUAUAUUAUAGUACUAUUGUUUAUUUUCUAUACCAAAUUGCUGGGAAAUUUCUAAUUGUGUUACCGAAUUGUGUAUUGGAUUAUAACGAAUUGCAUAUUGGAGAGUAGGCUAGGCAUACGCUAGGUUAAAAAUCUUGGUCCACCACCUGCCCGGCUCCGUUCGCUGGCUGCCGGUUCCCCUUCUCUGACCUCUCAUCUCCACUUGUAUCUGUCUAGUUGCAGGGUUUCAGGAGGAAUAAGCAACGGUGAGCCGGAAUAUGGCGGAGGGAGCGAACGGGAAGCAUGAUGCCAAGAGGACAGGACUGGAAGGAACGGGCCUGCCACUACAAGGCGGUUCCCACGGCAACCUUCACAGUGCUGGCAACGACCAACAGCUGAGGCAGAUGCUCGAUUCGCUCAAAUCCUCCAAGUCCCCUGCUGUGAUCAACUAUGGUGCCUCAUGGUGUCGUGUCUGCAGUCAGAUUCUUCCAACCUUCUGCAAGUUCAGCAAUGAGUUCAAGAAUCUGAAGUUCAUCUAUGCAGAUAUUGAUGAGUGCCCUGAAACAACACAAAGCAUACGCUACACCCCAACCUUCCAUUUUUAUCGAGAUGGAGAAAGGGUCGAUGAGAUGCUUGGCACAGGAGAAGAGAGAUUACAUGAUCGGCUAUGGUUGCAUUCUUGAUGGUUAUUUGCACUGGCUUCUGUUGCCACUGUUUUCAUGAACCGUUUAUGCUGAAUGUUACUUGUAUUUUUCCUAUUCCUGUAACUAGUAACAUAGUUCUAUUGCCAAACACAGUUGGAGAGCUUUGUCUUAAUAUUUAUGCUAUGCUGCAUAUAUGACUGCUGUUCCUGUCUA
Molecule: messenger RNA, 1097 nt
Organism: Panicum virgatum (switchgrass)
Lineage: Eukaryota; Viridiplantae; Streptophyta; Magnoliopsida; Poales; Poaceae
Product: thioredoxin-like 3-3
Exons: 4
Coding region: 519-923 (134 amino acids)
Source: RefSeq, a predicted model, not a curated record